Molecule: messenger RNA, 777 nt
Organism: Psilocybe cubensis
Lineage: Eukaryota; Fungi; Basidiomycota; Agaricomycetes; Agaricales; Agrocybaceae
Exons: 7
Coding region: 1-777 (258 amino acids)
Molecular function (GO): oxidoreductase activity
Source: RefSeq, a predicted model, not a curated record
AUGCCGGAUCAAUCAUCGCAAACCGAUCCUCUUCAAGGAAAGAUCGCUUUGAUCACAGGCGCAUCGGGAGGAAUAGGAUAUGCCACUGCUCUCGCACUAGGACGUAGAGGCUGUUCCAUCGCAGUGCACUACAAUGCUGCAAAGGCCAAAGCUGAUGCACUCGUCGCUGAGCUUUCUCAGAUCGGUGUCAAGGCGAUUGCGUUCCAAGCUGAGAUGGGCAAUUUUGACCAAGUGCGUAAGCUACACGCCGAUGUCGUCGAACAGCUGGGUCAUCCGGAUAUCUUGUUCAAUAAUGCUGGUCGAACGAAUACGGUUGUUGGAAUGUGGGGAGACAUGGGAUCCAUCAGCAUUGACGAAUUUGAGCACACAUGGAGGGUCAAUACGGCGUCCAGCUAUCUGCUGACGCAAUUAUGUCUUCCAAACAUGGUCCAAAAUAAAUUCGGGAGAAUUGUAUUUUGUUCGAGUGUUGCUGCUGGCGUUGGCGGUGUAAUUGGACCCCACUACGCCUCUUCAAAGUCAGCUUUGCAUGGGCUUCUUCAUUGGAUAGCCAUCAGACAUGCAAAAGACGGUGUGACAUGUAAUGCGGUUGCUCCUGCACUUAUCAUCGAAACAUCUAUGUUCGAAAACCCUUCCGAGCAGCUCAAGGAUAAAAUUCCUGUUGGGCGUUUUGGACUUCCUCAUGAAAUUGCGUCGGUCGUGGAGAUGCUCGUUAGCAAUGCAUACAUGACCAAUAAGAUCAUUGUUUCUGACGGAGGAAUGACUCCCAGUGCUUUCUGA